Messenger RNA from Ictalurus punctatus (channel catfish), 2694 nucleotides. RefSeq names its product solute carrier family 7 member 6 (gene slc7a6). The transcript is spliced from 10 exons. Gene Ontology annotation, biological process: amino acid transmembrane transport. Gene Ontology annotation, cellular component: membrane. The record is from RefSeq and is a predicted model, not a curated record. Gene Ontology annotation, molecular function: L-amino acid transmembrane transporter activity. Bases 63 to 1685 code for a protein of 540 amino acids. NCBI's taxonomy places the organism in Eukaryota, Metazoa, Chordata, Actinopteri, Siluriformes, Ictaluridae.
AUAUGUAUAUAUAAUUAUAAUUUUUAUAUGCUGAAUUUAUCACCAUAAAUGGUGCAGCGGAAAUGGUCUCCUCUCCUUUGAUCUGCGUUCACACACUGAACAGACUUGAGCCUGCAAACCUGGACAUUUCAUAUCUUCAGAGCAUGGAUCGACGCAGGUUGCAGCGUUUGUUCCUCCACCAGCUCGAGGGCAGAAUGGAGAACGGUUCUGGUUCUGGUACCGGUGCGUUAAACAGACGUCGCUCUGGGGGAACGGAAGAGUCCCGGCCCAGAGAGACGAUGCAGCUGAAGAAGGAGAUCUCGCUCCUGAACGGUAUCAGCCUCAUCGUGGGAAACAUGAUCGGCUCGGGGAUCUUCGUCUCCCCUAAAGGUGUGCUGAUCUACAGCGCCUCCUACGGGCUGUCGCUGGUCAUCUGGGCCAUCGGCGGAAUCUUCUCCGUGAUUGGUGCUCUGUGUUAUGCUGAACUGGGCACCACCAUCACCAAGUCAGGUGCUAGCUACGCCUAUAUCCUGGAGUCAUUCGGAGGCUUUCUGGCGUUUAUUCGGCUCUGGACGUCGCUCCUCAUCAUCGAGCCCACCAGCCAGGCCAUCAUCGCCAUCACCUUCGCCAACUACCUGGUGCAGCCCAUGUUCCCCAGCUGCGAGCCGCCGUACUCCGCCUCUCGGCUCAUCGCCGCGGCCUGCAUCUGUUUGUUGACGUUCAUUAACUCGGCGCAUGUGAAGUGGGGUACCAGAGUGCAGGACAUCUUCACCUACGCCAAAGUUCUGGCCCUCAUCGUGAUAAUCAUUACAGGCCUGGUGAAGCUGUGUCAGGGUCGUACAGAAAACUUCGAGGGUUUUUUCCAGGGCUCGUCUCGUGACCCGGGAGACAUUGCCCUGGCCCUGUACUCCGCCCUGUUCUCCUACUCGGGCUGGGACACUCUGAACUACGUCACUGAGGAAAUCAAGAACCCAGAGAGGAAUCUUCCUCUGGCCAUAGCCGUGUCCAUGCCGGUCGUCACCAUCAUCUACAUCCUGACCAACGUGGCCUACUACGCCGUGCUGGACAUGAGCGCCAUCCUCGCCAGCGACGCCGUGGCUGUGACGUUUGCUGAUCACACUUUAGGUGUAAUGAGCUGGACAAUCCCCAUCGCUGUGGCUCUGUCCUGCUACGGUGGACUCAACUCAUCCAUCAUUGCAGCCUCCAGGCUUUUCUUCGUCGGCUCUCGGGAAGGUCACCUCCCCGAUGCUCUGUCGAUGAUCCACGUGCAGAGGUUCACGCCCAUCCCUGCGCUCCUCUUCAACUGUGCCAUGGCUCUGAUCUACCUGACCGUGCAGGAUGUGUUCCAGCUGAUUAACUACUACAGCUUCAGCUAUUGGUUCUUCGUCGGUCUGUCCAUCGCUGGGCAGGUCUACUUACGCUGGAAAGAUCCGGAGAGACCGCGGCCUGUGAAGUUGUCCCUGGUGUACCCUGUGGUGUUCUGCUUGUGUACGGUGUUCCUGGUCACAGUACCCCUCUACAGUGACACGCUCAACUCCUUCAUCGGCAUCGCCAUCGCUCUCUCGGGCGUUCCCGUGUACUUCCUGGGCGUUCACCUCCCCGAGUCCAAACGGCCACCGUUCAUCUCCGCACUGCUGCGUUCUGUCACUCGAUUCACUCAGUUCACGUGUUUCUGCGUUCUCACGGAGAUGGACCCUGUGGAUUAAAUCCUCCAUGUGUAAAAAGAACUGCUUCUCCAGCCCAAUGUGUUCUGGACACCUACAGUCAGGUGAAGGAGCCCAGUCAUGUGACCCGGGGCGUGUUGUCCUCUAAGGGACGUGUGUGUGUGUGAGGUGCCUUACAAGGAACGUGAGCCGAUGGACUUCCGAUCGUCUUCCUCAAAUAUAUUUAUCCGUCUGUGUUUUGGAAUUCUAACGGACUCUUUUUAUGUCAACGGUGUGAAAAAGCGAGUUAUUUAUUAGCUACAUUCAUUUGAGAUGUUUUGGAUAUUUAGAAAAUCUCUUCUACGCUGCAAACAUUCACGUCUUGGCGAGUGAAAUUAUCUCUAAUAUAUUCAGAUUUCUCUCAGUUGCUGUUACAGUAAACCCAGUAUAAGAGAAUUCAACCGAUUUUCAUUCAAUAAAAUUAGCGGGUUUUUAAAUUUUAUUUUAGGGAAAAAUAUAAAGCUUGAAAUCAUUAAAACUGGGAGGGGGGAAAAAAAGGCUGAAUAAUCUUGUAUUUGAUUAAUAUGGACAAGUUUAUCCAUUUUAUAUAUUAAAGAUAUUUUCACUUGAUCAGUAUUUGCAGUGUACUUUGUGAAUUGUUUGUAAUUGUGUGUUUGAUUUUAGAAAGGGAAACACAAUGACCACAAAACUAACACUACUAUUAAAAAAAAAAAAAAAUGAAGAUGAGGGAAAAAUAGCAGACAUGCCGGGGCGUGUUUCACGUCAUCCCGUGUGUGUUUUUUUUUUUUUUUUUUUUUUUUUUUUAAAAAACAGGUUUUGUAGGGGAUCACACUGUGAAAGGGUUUAUCACCAAACUUCUCUUCAGACACGUGCUGUUCAGAGGACUGAAACUAUAUAAAAACACUUCAUUACCCCAUUGGAUUCUUUACACCUAAAAAUAAUAAUUAUAGUAAACUGACUUUAAUCUUGUUCACUUUCAUAAAGUGCAGCGGAGAGACGUUUUAUUUCAUUUAUUUUGCAGCACGUUAAUAAACACUUCUGACUUUUGGAA